Messenger RNA from Spizellomyces punctatus DAOM BR117, 3393 nucleotides. Its product is annotated as pentatricopeptide repeat domain-containing protein. Gene Ontology annotation, molecular function: protein binding. The transcript has a single exon. The record is from RefSeq and is a predicted model, not a curated record. Lineage: Eukaryota; Fungi; Chytridiomycota; Chytridiomycetes; Spizellomycetales; Spizellomycetaceae. Bases 1 to 3393 code for a protein of 1130 amino acids.
AUGAUACGUGCAGGAUUUGGGAGGGCUAUUUGUCAUGCAAGGCGGUUGUCGACGAUAGAGAUACGGGCAUUGCGGCACCAACCAGCUACCCCGCUGCUCUUGGACAAUCACACCUUGUGGAAGAGAAAGGCGAGUACUGCGACACAAGAAGCUUCGUUGGCAGAGGGCAAAGAAAGGCCAUUAUUGGAUGCAGAUAUCGCGCAAAAGAUAGAUGUGAAGGCGGAUCGAGAUGUUACUGCUGAACAGGCUGUUCCUGAAGAAGACUGGCAGCAGGAUAACAUUGCUCUUAGCUUGGCCGAGACUGGGGCGGAAAAGAAAGUUGCAGCAGAGGGAGGGAAGGUUAUCGACGAUUUGCUCGAAGACUGUGCUAAAGACUUGAAGGUAGCGACUCAGCGAUACUUGCAUCUGGAGGAGUCGAACAGAACUGCAGAUUGGACGUCUGUACAAUAUAGUCACCUCAUCAACCGUGUUGGGAAUAUCCCGUCCCAAGAUUUGCCCACAACCGUCUUUGAUAAAGUCCGACAGAUCACCAGAAGCCGAAGCAUAAAAUUGGAUGAAAAAGCGCAUUUGCAAAUGGUCCGAGUGUACACAGCGGCGGAUAUCCGACGUGCACAGCGGUACUUGGCCAUGGAAUCCGAAUUGGAAGUGGAGCGAGCAAGAAUAACCGGGGAAGCUCCCAAGAGUGUUCAAAACCGAAUCCAGCGUCUGCAGAAACGCAUGGAAGCGUGCUCCUCGCAAGCACAUGCGGAUGCUGCUGAGGAACUGAUGCAGCAGGCAUUUGACGAGGGCUACCGUCCGCGCCCCUCGGAUUAUGCGGCCAUGUUGCACAUGCAUGGAACUCGCCGAAACGUCGCGUCUGUGGAAAAAUGGGUGCAGCUGCUGUCGGAACGGGAUGUUGAGAUCAAACUUCCAAUAUACGUCGCGGUAAUCACUGCAUACGGAUAUCUUGGAGACGCAUACAAUGCUCAGAAGUGGUUUGAAAAGUAUGUCAGCACUCAUGGGCGUCGCGCCGAAGUUUAUAAAGCUUUUAUCGAAGCGUUGGGAAGGGUGGGCCGUGCACCACUUGCACGGGAUAUUCUUGAACGCGUUAUGCCUGAACAAAAGGUGCAGCCGACCAUUGAUACGUACACUGCUGUUUCGAAAGUCCUUGGCUCGAGUGGGGACUUUGUUGGCGCUAUUGAGAUCCUUGGUCGAAUGCGGGCGGAUUCUGUUCUGGCGAAGGGCAUAGAAGAUGCUUAUUCUGUCAUAUUAGAGCAAGCGAUCCUCAAAGGCGAUUAUGCUGUUGCGUCGGAUAUGUUCGCGCAUCUUAAGGAACGGCGGCUACCGAACUUUACGUAUUCCCAGUAUGGACGACUAUGCAUUGAACAGAAUCAUCUCGAUGAAGCCCUUGCUGUUUAUCGGAAGAUAUACAGCCGGAGUGGAAUGGCUGAUCCAAUGUUUUCCGGUGAUCUAGCGAACUCUUUAAUCAAGGCAGGACGAAAGUCGGAUGCAUUCCGUCUGUUGGAAAUCGUACACAGCGCUAGUGCCAAACGCAAGGCUUCCUCCCCGGGAGGCGACGGGAAUGUUUUCCGUCUAGUUCCUAUCCUCAUGGAUGCGGCGAAAGGUGAUUUAAAGAUGUUAUUACGAUUACAAGAAAUUGCAGAAUCACAGGGAUACUAUGGGUCCGAAAGCAAAUCACCUUGUGGCGCUUUGUUGGCUGCAUACCAGCAGAAGAAAGAUUCGGUAGAUCUGUCCAUAGAAGACUAUCGUAUUUUGUACCUGUCCUUGUUCUCCUCCAGAAAGGCUACGAGCAAGGACGACCUUCAAAAGGCAUCGUUCGCCUUUCUGAAGGAUAUGGAGUUGAAGGGGUUGAAGCCUACGGAAGCCCUCAGCGAUCUGGUGAUUUCAGGAUUUAAAGGCCGCUACAUGGUUGGAGCGGAGAUCGAGUGGAAGAAGGCAAUGGCUAAACUUGACGUCAAGACACCAGAAAUCUCUUCUGAAUAUGCCUCUUUCAUUACGAGGGAGGAACAGCAAAGUUUGUGUCGAAAGAUUGUGAGCUGCUGUAGCAGCGGAAACGUGGCAGAAGCGCUACAGAUAAUGGAGAAACUCCAGAAAGUGAACCUCUUCCCUGACCCGUUUACUGUUUCGCGUUUGAUAUUGACGUUGGGAUCGAGAGGCGAAUUCGAGACCGUCACGCAGGUAUUCACGAAGGCUCUGGAACGGGCAAGAACACUACGUAAUCUGAAGGUCAGGGAACAUUGGGAAGAUUCUGCGUUCGAAGCUGUGAUAAUAGCUUAUACGCGGGCAGGUUACGUGUCCGCGGCCGCCAAAUUUUUCAUUGAAAGUGUAACUGUGCUGGGACGACAUCCGUUUGCUCAGAAGACAUAUGUGUGGUUCUUUGACACGGUUGGUCGAAGCAGGGGUAUAGCGAAUGAGGAUUACGCGGACAUAUAUGCCGUUUUCGAAGCGUAUAGGGAUUUGGUUGGGGCAAAGACAAUAUCACUCGCUGUCUACAACGCAGUGUUGAGAAUUAUGCGCAAAGCAGGAAGAUAUGAACACGUCGUUGAACUCGCACGCUUGAUGCAGGAGGCUGAGAUCACAUUAGAUCCGCCCACCUACCAGAACUUGAUUUUGUCAUUGAUUCGAUCUCAGCGUAUUGAUGAGGCGGCAAAGCUGUUUGAGAAGUACCUGGACGAAUAUUGGGAGCGUAUGGAUAUUACGGUUUUCAAUGUGAUGAUCUCUGGAUACCUGGCACACGAUGAUUUUGCAGACGCGUUACGUGUGUUGAAAAUUGCCGAAAGUGCAGACCUUCGAGCAAAUGUAGAGACAUAUGAAUUGUUGAUUACUGGUUUGGCACGAUCUGAAGAGUACGCAGGCAGCGCGUUGUCCUUGGUACACAAAAUGAAGGAGAGCGGUCUUCCUGUUCGACCGCAGGUCUACGAAUCUGUGAUUUUGGGAACCUGCUCGGGGAAAACAAAGUCAUUAUCCGUAGCUCUGCAAUGUUAUCGCGCGAUGGAGCAAGCCAACAUGCGGCCAAGCCCUAAUGUGUUUGAGAAGCUUAUCGUUGCGAUGAUUGAUCAGGGCGAUAUGGUGACCGCGGAGAAGUUACGCCUGAGUAUGGACACCAUUGGUCGUCAUCCUACGUCGGAAACCGAGGCGGCCCUACAAGCAGGGUAUCUCAAAAGAGGCGAUCUGCUCUCUGCGCGACGGGUAUUUGAUGGAAUGGCAAAUCCAGUUUCGGAAACAUCAAUACCUCACCCGACGCGAACCAAGGAGUCAUACCAGAUGAUAAUAAACGCUGCCAUCAAGGCAGGAAGAACGGAUUUAGCGGCAGAGUACGUAGCACAAGCGAAAGGUAGUCCUUAUGAGGCAGAAUCUCCAGGGUGGGCGGAAAGCUUAGCGCUGGGGGCAUAG